AGGACUAGACCUCCUAUCUUCUGCAACAGCUCACCGUGUUCACGAAGUCAAUUCUGCAGCAUCAUGCUUUCCCGGAAAGCACCUCAUUUUACGGACUUUCUGGGAGGGCACUUUUGAGACGGUGGCUGUGCUGACCACCACAACCUUUCAUUAGGCUAUUCAUACACGAGCUUCAGUCAGAACCAUCCGCGACGAAAGGCAAGCAGAGGAUCAUGUCUUGUAGUAAGUACAUGUCAGCUCCGGUGUGUCUCAUUGAAAACGAUGAAAAUGGAAAGCUGCAUGUGAGAAAAGAGGCCAAAGACAUUCUGGAUGGAAUCGGUGAGCCGGUGGUGGUGGUGUCUGUGGUGGGACUCUACCGUACGGGGAAGUCUUACCUUAUGAACCGCCUGGCAGGAAAACAGUCAGGCUUUGCUCUUGGCAACACUGUUGAGUCAAAGACCAAAGGCAUCUGGAUGUGGUGUGUCCCUCACCCAAAUAAAGAAGGACACACUCUUGUGCUGCUGGACACAGAGGGACUUGGUGACGUACAGAAGGGAGACUCAAAGAAUGAUGGCUGGAUCUUCUGUCUGGCAGUUCUGCUCAGCAGCACAUUGGUGUACAACAGCCGCGGCACCAUCGAUAACAAUGCAGUUGAAAAUCUGCACUACGUUGCUGAGCUCACUGAGCAGAUCAAGAUCAAGUCUGCAGAAGCAGUAGAUGAGGAGGAAGAGGAAGAUUCUGAGUAUGUGAGGUUUUUCCCAUCAUUCAUUUGGGUUGUGAGAGAUUUCAACUUGGAUUUGGAAAUUGAUGGGAAGAAAGUGACUGAGGAUGAUUACCUUGAAUAUGCCCUCCAGCUCAAGAAAGGUGUGAGUAAGAAAGUUAGUGACUACAAUCUGCCCCGUCAAUGUAUCAAGCAUUAUUUCCCUAGCCGGAAGUGUUUUGUGUUCCCGCUUCCUGUUAACUCUCAGGAAGACAUGACACGCCUGGAGAGCUUACAAGACCAGGAUCUCGCACAACAAUUUCUGGAGGUCACGAGACAUUUCUGUGACCACAUGUUUGUCAACAGUGCUGUGAAAACACUGAAAGGAGGACACAUAGUUACUGGCCAAAUGUUUGGGCGUCUGGUUGAAAUUUAUGUAGACACAAUCAGCAGUGGUGAAGUGCCCUGUCUGGACAAUGCAGUGGUUGUUCUGGCAAGUCAAGAAAACCAGGCAGCCAUUCAAAAAGCUUUGAAAGUAUAUCAAAGAGGAAUGGAAGAGGUGAAGAAUAUGUUACCAAUCAGUAUUGAAAAAUUGACCUGCGAGCACCAGAAAUUCAGCAGUCUGGCCACUUCUGAGUUCAUGAAACGCUCAUUCAAAGAUGAAAAAAUGGAAUUCUUGAAAAAACUGGAGGAAGCUGUAUAUAACUUCUACGUAGACUUAAUGGAAGAGAAUGAGAUGGCAUCAGAGAGAAAGUGCAGAGAGCUGCUGAAGGAUCUGCUCUCUGAUAUGAAUAAACAGCUGCAGGAUGGAGAGUACAGUCAGUCUGGAGGAUAUGAACUCUACUGCAGAGACAGAGAUGCUAUCGUUGAACAGUACCGCAGAGAACCCAACAAAGGUGUAAGGGCUGAGGCUGUGCUGGAAGAGUUUCUGAAAGAACGGGAACCUGAAGCAAAAGGCAUCCUCUGCAUGGAUAAUAAACUCACCGAAAGUGAGAAACAAAUCAAAAUGGGGAAAGAGAAUGAAGCUCUGCUGGAACAGAAGUAUAAAGAGGAAGAGGAGAAACGAAUUAAGUCUGAACAAAUGAUGGAGACGGAGAAAGCACGGAAUGAGGACAAGCUAAAACAGUUAAAGGAGAAGUUCGAAAAGGAGCUGGAGCAGCAGCAGCAGGAGAUGGACAGAGCCAUUGAGAGCAAACUGAAAGAGCAGGAGGAGAUGCUAAAGAAAGGCUUUAUGGAUCAAGCGGAAAACCUUAAGGAAGAAAUAAAUAAGUUAAAUAAUGAAAAGAAACGCCUACAUGGUGGUGACAUUUUUAAGGACUAUGUGAUGCCAUUUCUUUGCCCUCUUGUAGAAAUGGUUCCCAACUUCUUCAUGCAGAGAUCCAUGAUGAAAAGUCUGGCCAAGGGAUUGAGACGUUAAAAACCUGAUACAAAACACAAUCCAUGACUGACAGCUUUUAAAGACUUACUAAAGCAUGAGGUAAAGAAUCCUGAACAUAAGCACCCUUGAAAAUGCUCAGUGUAAUUUCUACACCAUUAACGGCACCCAUAUGAUUUGCAAAAUGGCAGGCACUUGUUUUCUAAUUCAUAGUCCAUCAUUUGGACAAACAGGUAGUCCCAGCUCAAACUUACAAAAUAGUAGUAGGUUAGGUUGUGUUAGGUUGCUGAAACAGACUGCAAUUCCAUAUUGUGACAUUUGUGGUGUAGAAAUCACACACUACAUUUACAAAAGGCAUUCACUGGAAUUGGUACUUUAAAUCCUAAACAUGCCUGUCUGACACUGACUGGACAAAAACAUGUAGUCCUACCCCAAACUCAUUCCACUGGUUGAGUGAAAUGAGUGAUGUCAAAAGGGUUUUGACAGGUUAAACUUAGGUUUAAACUAAGAAAGGAAUCUGUGACUCUGAACAAGAUUUGCUUAAUGGCACUUAUUGAUGAAGUGCCCAUAGAAUAGAUCAUUCAGUGUUGCUCACAGUCAUUUAUAGGUUGUCACCUACUAGAAAGAAAAGGAAACAUUUCCUAUAUUAAUACAAACGUACACCUUUUGUAAGGGUAUCCUUCACAUGUUCACAGUGUAAUUUGGUGCACAAAACAUAUAGAUAUAUUGUGAUAUAAUAUAACAUUACAGUAUUUGACAAUAAAAUUGUACAUCUCUUAUCUUUUUUCUCACAGACAACAUAAAGUCUCAGCACUUUUGAUGAAUGCCUACACCAUUAAUUUUGUCAUUUUAUCUGAAUAUCAACAUUUGUAAGAUUUAGUUGAUCAAAAGAGUUUUGAGGUUAACUGAUAUAAUUUUGCCUAAUUGUGUUUGGAAAAUAGUGAUAUAUGACAUUGCGUUAUGGUGAAUAUCAAGGUUUUUGUGUGUAUUUGAUAAAGGAUUUGUGGAGUAAAAGUUAUAGUGUUUUUGUUUUUGGAAGCAAAAAUAUCAAUUUAGACCUUUAUAGACGCAAUAAAUGUAAUACUUACUGUAAUUAAUGGAGUUAUUAUUUAUUAUUCUCAUGAAUUAGAUGUACACUUAAGACAUCAUUAACCAUAAACCAAUAAACAUCCUAUCUCUCAACUGAUAGUGAAUGUGUGAAAUGUGAUGUGUGAAAAGAUGUGAUCCAUUUUUAGUGUCUGAAGUUAUAAACUAUUUGUUUAAAUGGCACCUAAGUGCUUAAAAGUAGUCAAACUGGUAGAAUUUCUUGGUGCCAGCACAAAAACUUCUGCAGACAUGAGGAUAUAUGAUGGCAGUGUAUUGGGAACUAUAAAAAAAAGCUGUAUUUACUCUAGACCAGUGGUUCUCAACCUUUUUUGGGCCAGCGCCCCCCUACCCAUUAUCCAGGUCCCUCACCGCCCCCCCAUCAAAUAAAUCAUUGUCAAAUUGUCCUCACUGAAUAUUAAAGUUGAUUAUUUUUAUUUUGUGUUUAUAAUGAGGACUGUUAUUAUAUUUACAGUAAUUCAAAUGUUUGGGGUCAUUAUGAUUUUUAGGAAAUUACUUUAUUUCAAGGAUGCAUUGAAUUGAUUAAAAAAGACAGUGAAGUACUUUUUUAUGGUAAAUUAUUUUAAAAUAAGUGUAAUAACAUUAAUAUUUAAACAGAGUUUUUAAGCAUGUUGGUGGUUUUCAUUGCUACAGCUUCAGUGUUGUUGAGAUGUGGAUAUAUCUUGUUGCCUGAAAUUUAAAAAGACUAAAUAAAAAUG
Molecule: messenger RNA, 3856 nt
Organism: Labeo rohita (rohu)
Lineage: Eukaryota; Metazoa; Chordata; Actinopteri; Cypriniformes; Cyprinidae
Product: guanylate-binding protein 1
Exons: 11
Coding region: 213-2096 (627 amino acids)
Molecular function (GO): GTP binding; GTPase activity
Source: RefSeq, a predicted model, not a curated record